This is a messenger RNA of Diospyros lotus (date-plum), 1062 nucleotides long. Its product is annotated as trans-resveratrol di-O-methyltransferase-like. Bases 1 to 1062 code for a protein of 353 amino acids. NCBI's taxonomy places the organism in Eukaryota, Viridiplantae, Streptophyta, Magnoliopsida, Ericales, Ebenaceae. The record is from RefSeq and is a predicted model, not a curated record. Gene Ontology annotation, biological process: methylation. The transcript has 4 exons. Gene Ontology annotation, molecular function: O-methyltransferase activity; S-adenosylmethionine-dependent methyltransferase activity; protein dimerization activity.
AUGGCUAUGGCCAAUAAAUACAACACUGAAGAGCUAGUUCAAGCUCAUGUCCUUUUCCGAAAUCAAAUCUUCGCCUUCAUAAAUUCUGGAUCAUUGAGAUGCGCAGUUCAGUUUGGAAUACCAGAUGUUAUUCACAGCCAUGGAAAACCCAUGGCUCUUAGCGAGCUAGUUGUGUUGGUUCAAACUCAUAAGAAUAGAACCCAUUGUUGCGCUUCCAUUCAUCGCCUCAUGCGAGUUCUUGUGCAUUCUGGCUUCUUUGUUGAGCUAGAAGAAGGCUAUGUGCUCAUACUCGCUUCAAGGCUCCUCCUAAAAUAUGAGUCAUUGAGUGUGAGAGCAUACGCCUUGAUGACUUUUCAUCUUGCUAUGGUGAAACCUUGGAGCUUCAUGAGCAAUUGGUUUCAGAAUGAUGAUAAUGUGCCCUUUUAUACAAUUGAACUGAAGAAUUUCUGGGAGUAUAACGCUAAAGAAACAAGCUUUAGCGAUUUGUUUAAUGCAGCCAUGGCUAAUGAUUCCAAGUUCAUCGUAUACUUGAUGAUGAAAGAGUGCAAGGCAGCAUUUGAAGGGUUGAGCUCAUUAGUGGAUGUUGGCGACGGCACGGGGAUCGUAGCCUGGGCCAUUGUUGAAUCAUUCCCUAACAUGAAGUGCACUAUGCUUGAUCUCCCACGCUUGGUUGCUAACUGCCAGGGGAGUGAAAAGCUAGACUUCGUUGGAGGGAGCAUGUUUGAGGCAAUUCCCCUCUCAACUACAAUAUUACAUAAGGAAAUUCUGCAUGAUUGGGAUGAUGAAACUUGUAUAAAGAUAUUGAAGAAAUGUAAAGAAGCAAUUGCAAGCAAGGAAAAUGGUGGCAAGGUGAUCGUCAUUGAUGUCGUGUUGGACAACCAGAAAGAAGAUGAUGGGUUUUUUUUAGCACAACUCUUUCUUGACACAACGAUGUUCGUUGUCUUAGCAUGUAAAGAAAGAGCCAGGAAAGAAUGGGCACAACUCUUCUAUGAAGCUAGUUUCAGUCACCACAAAAUCACUCGAGCUUUGGGAAUUAAGUCUCUCAUUGAGGCUUAUCCUUGA